AUGUUGCGACUACUGCACCGCAGUAUUUCUGACACCAACACGUCAGCACGGAGACGACAACACUGCUCACGACUUCGCUCUCCUACAGGCGGGUGUGAGCCGAGCCUUCAGUGUGCGUCAUCGCUUUCAAGGGAGCAGUCGCUAGUUAAUGAGGCGAAGCAUGAAACACUGGCAGCUCCUGUCACCCACUUCAGCCUAGAGAGUGUGACCACACUCUGGCAAUGCGUUCCUGCCGCAUUAAAUAGGCCUAUUAGGCAUGAGUCGAUAUGUUGCGACUACUGCACCGCAGUAUUUCUGACACCAACACGUCAGCACGGAGACGACAACACUGCUCACGACUUCGCUCUCCUACAGGCGGGUGUGAGCCGAGCCUUCAGUGUGCGUCAUCGCUUUCAAGGGAGCAGUCGCUAG
Messenger RNA from Echinococcus granulosus, 411 nucleotides. RefSeq lists its product as hypothetical. The record is from RefSeq and is a predicted model, not a curated record. The transcript has 2 exons. The coding region runs from base 1 to 411 and encodes 136 amino acids. NCBI's taxonomy places the organism in Eukaryota, Metazoa, Platyhelminthes, Cestoda, Cyclophyllidea, Taeniidae.